Molecule: messenger RNA, 1454 nt
Organism: Spinacia oleracea (spinach)
Lineage: Eukaryota; Viridiplantae; Streptophyta; Magnoliopsida; Caryophyllales; Amaranthaceae
Product: B-box zinc finger protein 22
Exons: 3
Coding region: 214-1146 (310 amino acids)
Biological process (GO): regulation of DNA-templated transcription; photomorphogenesis
Cellular component (GO): nucleus
Molecular function (GO): zinc ion binding
Source: RefSeq, a predicted model, not a curated record
GAAAUAAAAUCAUUUCCAUUUUUCUACAAGUUUCGGUGCAUUCACUGAACCCAACCAACACAAAUUAAAAAAAAGGGAAACCUUCUUCGUCACUCUUUUAUCCAAAAUCCUCAAUCCAGUAUCUCUCUCUGUAUUUCACAAUUUUCUCUCUCCUAGGGUUUUGUCUGUGACGGUGGAUUCAUCAAGCUGGUUUUGUUUUCUUCAACGAAGGAGAUGAAGAUUCAGUGUAACGUCUGUGAGACGGCAGAGGCGGUGGUGCUUUGCUGCGCUGAUGAGGCGGCGUUGUGCCAUGAUUGCGAUGAGAAGGUUCAUGCUGCUAAUAAGCUUGCUAGCAAGCACCAGCGUGUUUCUCUCUCUAACUCUUCCUCUCACAUGCCUAAUUGCGAUAUUUGCCAGGAGACAGUUGGCUACUUCUUUUGCCUUGAAGAUCGAGCAUUACUUUGUAGGAAGUGUGAUAUUUCCAUCCACACUGUAAAUUCCUUUGUCUCGACCCAUCAAAGAUUUCUGUUAACUGGAGUGAAAGUGGGACUUGAGCCUGCAGCACCUGGUUCUUCUUCAUCUGGAGGAACUAGUUAUUCUGUAGAGAAAGCCUCGGAUGCUGAAAACCGGGCUACACUAAAGAGGAGUGCUCCUACGUCAACAACCAGUGAAUAUGCCAGAGCUGACCCUGUUCAAAGAGGAGUCGAGACAGUUAUGCCAUCUAAGAGAAGCAUAACAAAGCUGGUGGCUAAUGAAUUUCCCAAAAUCCAACCUGUCCAAAGUGGUGCUCUUGAGGACAUAACUCAAUCUAGAAUGACUGUUGCUGGUGGUUCUGCAGCAGGAACCCUUCAUCAGUGGCCCAUGGAUGAAUAUCUCGGACUGAAUGAUUUCCAGUUAAAUUAUGGUUUUCACGACAACGUAUCAUCAAAGGCUGAUAAUGGCAAGCUUGGAGAUUGUGAGUCUUCAUACCUGAGGUCCAUAGAAGAUGAUUUGGAUAGUGAUGAUCGGUUGGGCCAGGUUCCAGAUGUUUCUUGGACAGUGCCGCAGGUGCCAUCACCUCCUACUGCUUCAGGGUUGUACUGGCCGAAAACGUCCAAUCACUUGGUUGAUAAUGCUGUGUUUGUGCCUGACAUAUGUUGGCCCCAAGAGCCAAACUACUACCAGUAAACACAAUAAUUAUACUAUUCAUAUUAAACAGGUACACUCUAGUGGUUUAGGUACCAGCAUAGUUUAGUUGUUGUAUUUUCCUGUGGUUGUACUCAAAAUGUAUUAUUAGGGUUUUGUUUAUUUUUAAAGAAUGUCUUGCUGCGGUUAGGACUUCACCAGAUGAUUGAUGUAUCUGUAAUCUGUAUCACAAUUCAUGACAAAAAUACUGUAUUUGGAGUGUGAAACCACAUAGUAAAUAGGCCAAGACUGAAAAGACCUGUAUUUGGAGUGUGAGAUAACAACAGUGUUAUUCUUCUCCAGGAGCGGAA